AUGAAGGAGGUGGUGAAGAAAACAAUUAUCAAGUGGUUAGAUGAUGGUAUCAUUUAUCCUAUUUCAGACAAUGAUUGGGUAAGUCCGGUGCAAUGUGUACCAAAAAAAGGUGGGAUGAUGGUGGUUGCAAAUGAAAACAAUGAGCUCAUUCCCACAAAGGCAUUCACUAUAUGGAGAGACUGCAUGGACUAUUGGGAGCUAAAUAAGGCCACAAGGAAAAACCAUUUCCCUUUACCAUUUAUUGAUCAGAUGUUGGAUAGGUUAGCAGGAAAUGAGUACUAUGGUUCCUUGGAUGGGUAUUCAGGAUAUAAUCAGAUCGUAAUAGCUCUAGAGGAUCAAGAAAAGACAACCUUCACCUGUCUUUAUGGCACUUUCACCUUUAGGAAAAUGCCAAUUGGACUUUGCAAUGCUUUAGCCACAUUUUCAACGAUGCAUGAUGGUUAUCUUUUUAAAUAUGGUGGAGAAAAUGUUAGAGAUAUUUAUGGAUGA
Messenger RNA from Theobroma cacao (cacao), 489 nucleotides. Lineage: Eukaryota; Viridiplantae; Streptophyta; Magnoliopsida; Malvales; Malvaceae. The record is from RefSeq and is a predicted model, not a curated record.